UGUAAUCGCGCCAGAGCAGUGAAACAGAGUGGAGCUUUUCCCAGUCUCUGCUAUAGUCAUCACCUGCAAACUUUUAUCCGCACACAAUAUUUCGAAUGGAAGGAGUAGGGUCUAGACUCGGUCGUGCCUCGUCGAGGUACGGCGGUUCCGCUCCAGUUUUUAGUGGUCCAGUCAGAAAGUGGAAGAAGCAGUGGGUAAGUACUCAGCCAAACAACAACCUUCGUGGUACGGGCAACACUAACAACGUCACCGGGCCAAAACUCAUGCUUUGCCGUUGGACGCCUCUUUCUUCCUUUCAUUCCGAUGAUUCUACCAUGCCGGAAGAAACUCCUAAACGGAAGUUCCGAUAUGCACCUAUUGUUGACUUGGAAGAAAAGAAAAAGGAAGCUCCUGUCAACGAAGCUAAAUUGAGGAAGCUGAAUCAAGCUAUCACAAGUUCAAAAUCGAAUGAUAAUCUGUUGAUGAAACAAAGCAUCAAUGAUAUCUUCGAUGAAGAUUUUGAGGAACUGAGGACAGAUCAGUCCAUUCACACCGAAAGUGAGCUGAAUUAUGACUCGUACUUUGAAGGCUGUGAUUGAGCGUCAGGAGGUAUAGAAACGUUUGGUUGUUAUUAGCGCAGAUUCUAGUGGUAUUUAGGUCUAAAUGGUUGUAAAUAUAGCCCUCUAGUGUAUGUACCCAACUUAGAUUUUCAAGUAUAAAUGAUGUAAAUAUAACCCUCUAGUUGCUUUGCCCAACUUGGAUUCUAAAGUAUAAAUGAUUGUAAAUAUAACCUCUUUUGAAAACUUGCUAGCUUGCAUCAUAGUUGUAU
Molecule: messenger RNA, 808 nt
Organism: Solanum dulcamara
Lineage: Eukaryota; Viridiplantae; Streptophyta; Magnoliopsida; Solanales; Solanaceae
Exons: 3
Coding region: 96-578 (160 amino acids)
Source: RefSeq, a predicted model, not a curated record